CAUCUCCCCCAAGUUCUGAGCGCAGGACCGAUCGGGGGAAUCAAUUCGAACUCGUCGCUCUGUUUUUGUGCCGUUUUUCACCGACUGCGGCUCUGCAUGGGCCCACAUGAAGUCUCCGCGAGCCCGCUCCUCCAAAGCCUGCGGUCCGAGAUGAGGCUCCGCCCCUUGGCGCCGACGCUGAGCGCGCGGCCGCUGCAGCUGGACGGCGACGAAUCUGAACCGAGAUCGGGACCCAGACCCAGAUCGGCCUCCGAAUCGGCCCCGCGACUGCAGGAAUCACCCCAACAAUAUGAGGUGGCAGUUCCAGACCUGGAACAGUUUGAGGAUGUGCUGGACUUCAUCAAGGCUACCAUUAGAAGGACCCGUCGUUCUCCUGAGUGGGACAUAGACUCCCAGAGACUAAAACAGAGGCCCAAAGGAACAGCGAACCCAAACCGGGGGGGAGGAGUCAGGAAGGAAGGCAGGAGGGCACGGGGCCGACAGCGUGGCCGAGGAGCUGGCAGCGGUUGCGUACUGAAGCAGUUACACCUGAAUGUCACAGACCUGGGCCUGGGAUACCAGACCAAGGAGGAGUUGAUCUUCAAGUACUGCAGUGGUCCCUGCACUGACUCUGAGGCCAACUAUGACCGCAUCCUGAACAACCUGGCCCACAGCAAGAAGUUGGACCAAGACGCACCGGUGCGUGCGUGCUGUCGGCCCAUAGCCUUUGACGACGACCUCUCUUUCCUGGACGACAACUUGACGUACCACACUCUUAGAAGACAUUCUGCCAAGAAGUGUGCAUGCGUGUGACUUUCGGUAAGACAUGCAGAGAGACACAUAAUGGCUUCAGGCCCUGAAGAAUGGAUUCUUUCAGGAAAAUGUGGCUGCUUGAGUCCCCUUUUUAGGGCCCAAAGAAAGGACUAGUAGAUGACAGAGGCUUGCCCUGCCCUGAAGAGUUAUGCAUCUCCUGUUUCAGGAACUGAUGCUCUACCAUUGAAAACUGCCAACCCACUGGGUUUCAUGUCCAGUGCAGCUGGUCCAAAGGAGCGGUUCCAAGUCUCCAAAGUUUACAUCCAGCAUAUGGAAUUUGUGACACGAAAACAUGAAAGUUGCUCACGAGACUGCUCUCACUGACCAGAAAACUGACUGUCCAAAGCAUUUGUUCACAUUCCUAAACACAAAAAUCUAUGUGGAAAAAUAUUU
This is a messenger RNA of Scleropages formosus (Asian bonytongue), 1185 nucleotides long. RefSeq names its product glial cell derived neurotrophic factor b (gene gdnfb). Gene Ontology annotation, molecular function: growth factor activity; glial cell-derived neurotrophic factor receptor binding; receptor tyrosine kinase binding. The coding region runs from base 97 to 792 and encodes 231 amino acids. Gene Ontology annotation, biological process: peripheral nervous system development; positive regulation of branching involved in ureteric bud morphogenesis; negative regulation of neuron apoptotic process. The record is from RefSeq and is a predicted model, not a curated record. The transcript is spliced from 3 exons. Lineage: Eukaryota; Metazoa; Chordata; Actinopteri; Osteoglossiformes; Osteoglossidae.